Polypterus senegalus (gray bichir) is the source of this 2769-nucleotide messenger RNA. RefSeq lists its product as uncharacterized. The record is from RefSeq and is a predicted model, not a curated record. The transcript has 4 exons. Lineage: Eukaryota; Metazoa; Chordata; Cladistia; Polypteriformes; Polypteridae. Bases 543 to 1283 code for a protein of 246 amino acids.
CUCUCACGCAGACAAGGAAGAGGAAAGUCGGCAAACUCAGAGCUCUGUGUGUGAUGAAGCGCUCCCGAGGUCUGUCCGAGGAUGAGGGCAUGUUUGUAAAUCUGUGUAAACAGGGCAGCUCCUCUCAAUAAUCCGGAUGCGCCCAGAUGGCUUUGGCAUCAUUCAAAAUGCGCGACUCCAGUCCUAGUGUUGCUUCUUUGCUCAGGCGGUCUUUGAAAGCUACGCCAAUAACAGAACUUUAAAAACCUGUAGCUGUGUCUUUAUCAUUGCUGGUGCGGCUAACGUUUUUCUGGAGAAAAAAAAAAAACUCUUGAUAAAUUCUUUAUUUCUUUCUUUUCCAUAUGUUGUUAGCGCACUUAGUGUAGCGAGCCAAGCUCUGACGUGUGCACCCAAGUGGAAAAGUUAAUUUUUAACUCGCUUCAAUGGGCGAUUCGCCCGCACUUGGCAGCGCUGCAGAUCCAGACGCAUCACAGCCCCAUGCGCUUAAAAUGUAGGCAACGGUUUUAGAAGCUACAAACACUGUCUUCUCAAAGCUGUCUGCCAUGGGUAGCGGCAGCAGCAGAGGGAGAAAAGUUUCGGCCGCAUUAGAAAAAGAUGCGAACACCCUGCACAAGGGUGUCAAGCAGGGGGAGCUUGAAGGGGACAAUCGUCUUUACAAAAUUCAGAAGUUGUCGCGCUUCUGCCAACCUCGUGCCCGUGCCGCACCAGACUGUCAUAGUGAAGGAAACGAGUCGGAUUUUUCGCUCGACGAAGAAGAUGCAGAUGUAGAGGACAAUGAAAGGAAGUUAGACCGAGCGUUAGCAGAGUUGGAAGGGGACGACUUCAGUUCUAAGAGAAAACAUCACCAAGGGUCCUUCGUGCGCUCCAACACCUACAGUUUCUGCAGUUCCCGACAGGUGUACCCCGGACCCGAUUUCAGUUCAACCCCUUUUAUCCAGACAGGAGUACCCAGAAAAGGACUCGCCGGACAUUUAACCGCUAAUACCGCGCCGUCAUACUUUGGGAGAGAAGGGGUGAACGCAUGUGCAGCGUCCGCGACUCCUGCUUGGGGACAUCACCUGGAAAGUCGCGAUCACAGAAAUAGCCAGAGUGAAGAUUUUGAUGUACUUAAAGAGGAAGCCAGCCGACAAAAUGGUUCUCUGGCACCUCUGACACCUCAGGAUUUGGAAAACAACAACGUUUCAGAUAAGCAUACCGAAACGUUUUCUCCCACCGGUGCCUCUGUGUUUUAUGACGGGUCUGAAGAGGAGCUUAUGGCCAGCAUUGAGCGCGAAUACAGCUGACCUGCUUCCAGAGGCCCCAAGUACCAUGGAAACCAAAGCACUUCUCAGCUAAAGCAAGUUGUCUGAAGGGGUGAUAAUGCACGAACAACUGAUUUUUAUAGUGAAACAGUAAAACCUGUUUAUGCAUCCACUUCAAAGUAGACUUCUCUAAAAGAGAUGUUUUUGGUUGUUGUGAGGGAUGGAUAAACGUUUAUUUUUUUUUUACUGCUUUUAAUGACAAAGAUGUACAUUACAUUUUUCAAAACAUUACGAGAAAAGAAAAGCUCAGGACUAUCGAUGUUUUUCUGGAUGUCAUGUAGACGGAAUUUAAAUGCAUCAUACCAGACACACUACAGUGAAUAUAACCAUGAAUCUUUAUUGUGUAAAAAGAGAAAUCUGAGAUUCCAACCUCCAUGGAAGGUCUGACAUAGAUUAUUCCAAGCACUUCCAGCCUGCUGCCUGAUUUUCCAAGUUCACAUUUCUUUAAAUGAACACAUUUGUUCUUAGUGGAUUUUGAAGUAUUGAAGACUAUUGGAAGAAAUGUGAUGAAUUGUAUCACAGCAGUCAAAAAGGAUUUAGAUGAGUACUAAAAGCUCUACUUCAUGUAUCCCAUCUCUUUAAACAUUUUAAACUUUGCAUUAAUUGCAUUUAGGUUUUAUGUUUGCUUCACAGAAUGCGGUUAUAAAAUGUCACUGGCAACAGAUGUUUCUGCAUUAUACAUAACUGAAAGGCUGUGUUUUUCCUUAUUUUUACUAUGUGACACAUUGUAAAAAUGACUUCAGCGUUAAAGUCAGAUUGGCAGGUGAUCAGAAAAAAGAAACCGAGUGCAGAGAGAAUGUUUUUCUUAUCCUCUGGCCUGGCUUGUGUGUUCCUUGAGGUUUCCACAUAUGCUUCAUUUCCUGACCUCACCCAAAAUAUCCUAAUUUUGCUGCUCUAGACAGGAAAACUGAAUUGCGCCAAGCGCAUUGGAAUUCAGCUCCAGCGAGAAGGGGAACGGCCUUUCCACCACUUCAUCAUUCUUCUUUUCGAUUCUGACAAUGACUUAGUGUAUCAAAUUCUUUUUUUUCUUUAAGACCUGCGUUGGUGCACAUGGAGUCAGUGGAGAGCCUGCCUGUUUUACUGUAGACUCUUUAAAGAUGGGUUUGGAGCAAGUAGGUAAAUAACUGUUGAGGAUUUUUUUAUUUUCAGCCCAAUUCUACUGUGCUUUAAACAAAUUUAUUUUUAAAUGACAUUUUCUGAAUAGGCAUCUGGAUUACAUCCAACCUUUUACUUGAACCAAAAGUAAUGAAUAUUCAUGAAUAUCUCUGAGUAUCAUCUUUUGACUUAUGCAGUUUAUGCCGCCACCAUAGAGGUGAAAUGUCACUGUGCAGGCCUACAGGGCACCCAUGGCAAAAACAGGAGAACACUGCCCCCUAAUGUACAACUUCCAAGCAAAAAAAAUAACACUUAAUUUUUUUAACUUUACUAAAUCUAUCCAUCCAUCCAUCCGUUUUCUAACCCACUGAAU